Messenger RNA from Helicoverpa armigera (cotton bollworm), 1267 nucleotides. It is a transcript of the gene P25, whose product is annotated as fibrohexamerin. The record is from RefSeq and is a predicted model, not a curated record. NCBI's taxonomy places the organism in Eukaryota, Metazoa, Arthropoda, Insecta, Lepidoptera, Noctuidae. The transcript is spliced from 6 exons. Bases 20 to 706 code for a protein of 228 amino acids. Gene Ontology annotation, molecular function: structural molecule activity. Gene Ontology annotation, cellular component: extracellular region.
ACGCGUCCAAUUUGGGAAAAUGGCGAAGGUUUUGGUUAUUUUCUCCUUGGCGGUUUUUUCGGCUGUCCAAGCCGAAAUAGUUCGACCAUGCAAGUUAUCAGACUACUCCUGCAUCGGCAAGAACCUGGCCGCCAACUCGAACUGCCAGCCGGGCGUCAGCGGAGCCCUACCGGGAAAGUAUAACGUCGACGAGUUCCGCUUCGAGACUCCAUACUUCAACUCCUCGUAUAUCGACAAGAACUUGAUCGUUAGGAAUCAUGAUAAGUGCUUCGUUUCGGAGUUUUUCUUGAACACGGUGACCAACAAGGCCGUGCUGGCGAUAGACUGUCCCAAACUGGACCUGGAGUCUGACCGCGUGCUCAUUCAGCAUCGCAGUCUGCAGGAGGAUACUUCUUACAACUACCACAUCCGAGCUACCUACCCUCUGAUCCGCAUCACGGUGAACCUACCGAGCCGCACGCACAUGGACCUGUGCCGAGCUCACGUGUUCACAGAUGUCACCGCACUGCCGUACAUGCACAUCAAUCCUAAAGACAAACCAACGAAGAACUACCUCUCUCGGGACCUCACACUGCUGAACAUAUUCGAACGCGAGUGGUUCUACUACGGAGGAGACAAUCUCGCCAAGAUAUUCAUAGACGCCCUCGUCUGUGAUUACGGGUGCAACAGGCAGAUUUUACCACACUACAAUAAUGUACAGCAAUAAAUAAAUAUUAAACUUUGGACGAUUUUUGAAUCGCCAGAUAACUUUCCUAUUUGCAGGCAAUCAAUUCAGAUAACUUUUAUUUAGAAAAUGCGUCAAACCGCUAUAUUUAUUCCAUAGAUAAAAGUUAAUAGAUGAUUGAUAAAUCGGCCCUUAUUUAUACACCAAUUGAAUUAAAAAGGGAUUCUAAAUACCUACAUAUUUAUAGUCAGUUCUUUUAAUUUGAGACAGUAAAUUGACAAUCACUAUUGUCAAACUACAAAAUAAUUUGAGCCAGAUUCAUGACUUAUACCUAAGAGAUGAUCUUGUCCUUGUUUUCUUAAAAUACAACAAGUUUAAUUAAUAUAUUAUUGCUUUUGUCGAAGUUGAUAAAACAAUACCUUCUCAAAAUGUCAAAGUACUAUCUUAAAUUAAAGAACAGAUUAUACAACCCUUUUUUUACUCUGCAACAUGUUACAAACAUCCUAGCAUUAUGUUAUUAGAUGCAUACUUUACUACUACAUACAUGUUAUUGACAAAAUAAAUACAUAAUACAUUCAAUGACUCAAAUCAGUUUGAGAAAUA